AAUCAAAAAAGAAAAACUCGAAACCACGGUUUACUUCAACCUUGCUCACCCCGUGCGGCUGCAUCGCCCGCCGGCCGCCGCCUCUGCUGCACGCGGCACGCGUGCCCCGCCGCCGCCCUCCCCUGUUCCCCUCUCCCCACCUACUGGUUGCUCCGCCUCCACGUGACCGCGUCGUUCCGCCUCGGCCUAGGCAGUGUUCUCCCCCUCCGGCCAGUUCCCGCCUCCGCUUCGACCGGCGGACUCCUGCCGCCGCCGACCUCGUGUAACGCUGGGUCGAGAUUGAUGCUCGCCGAGUCACGCAGCGACGCAGGCGCAACCGCGGCCUGCUCUCGCAGCUCGCCUACUCGUGGCUCCUGGGGCCCUGAGCGUGUGUUUGAUGAAUUGACUAAGGCGCUGAAAGAUCCUGCAGAUUUUGUUGAUUUUGAUCUGCCAUCUGCGUUGAAAGAAUGGAAGCUAGGCUACUAUAUACCAAUUAAGCGGAAUGUUUAUCUUACUAAGAAGCGGGUUGAAGAUGAUGGCAUUUUUUGUUCUUGCUCCCUUUCUUCUGGAUCACCAGUUGCUUGUGGAAAAGAUUGCCAAUGCGGGAUGCUGUUCUCUUGUUGUUCAUCAAACUGUAAAUGUGAGAACAAUUGUGCCAAUAAAUCAUUCCAGCUCCGACCUUUGUUCAAAACAAAAUUGAUUAAGACAGAGAAAUGUGGCUUUGGAUUGAUAGCCGAGGACGAAAUAAAGAAAGGAGAAUUUGUUAUAGAAUAUGUAGGAGAAGUCAUUGAUGACAGAACUUGUGAGGAAAGACUAUGGAAAAUGAAGAGACAACGUUACACUAACUUCUAUCUUUGUGAGGUCAGUAGUAAUAUGGUCAUUGAUGCAACAAACAAGGGGAACAAGUCCAGGUUCAUCAAUCAUAGCUGUGAACCAAACACAGAGAUGCAGAAAUGGACUGUAGAUGGAGAGACCAGAGUUGGAAUUUUUGCUCUUCGUGACAUAGAGAAAGGGGAGGAGCUGACCUAUGACUAUAAAUUUGUCCAGUUUGGAGCAGAUCAAGAUUGUCAUUGUGGAUCUUCAAACUGCAGAAAAAUGGUUGGCACGUCUAAGUCGGUCAACUCGUUUGUUCUCCACAAUGGCAACUCAGCAAGCUCACAAGAUCAGCACGACAUGAAGAAAAGAAAGACAACCUCAGAUAAUUGUAUUGGGGAGAUCAUCCGUUUAUGGGAUCGACGGGACAAAAUGUAUGUCCCGGCAGUUGUACAUGACUAUGAUGAGUACACUGGAAUGCAUACCUUACUGCUUGAUGAAGAAACUACUGAAAAUUUUGAUAUGAGAGAGGAAGACUGGGACUUCCUACCGCGCCCAGAAGAUCCAGAAGAAGACUGAAUAUUGAAGGAUCCUUAUGUUUCUGUGUACUGACAGGAUACAUCCAGCUGAUUCCCAUCUCAGCUGAACCUGUCACUACCAUUGUAGACAAAUCAUCACUGGGCAAGUGCUUGGUGCAACCAUCCACCCUCAAACCAGAUUUUUUUUCAGUGUGCUCCCACCUUGUAAAUUAGAUUUCCGUCCUCAAAUUAGAUUGUUUUUUCUUUCCUGCACUCUCCGGUUCCACUCUCAAAACAGAUUAUUUUUCCCUGCAUUAUCAACCCCUCUCAAAUGAGACUUAUUCUACUGGGUCACAGUUUUGUUCUGUUGUCCUGCAUGUGUCA
Messenger RNA from Triticum dicoccoides, 1694 nucleotides. RefSeq names its product histone-lysine N-methyltransferase ASHH3-like. Gene Ontology annotation, molecular function: histone methyltransferase activity; protein binding. Bases 283 to 1371 code for a protein of 362 amino acids. The record is from RefSeq and is a predicted model, not a curated record. NCBI's taxonomy places the organism in Eukaryota, Viridiplantae, Streptophyta, Magnoliopsida, Poales, Poaceae. The transcript has 12 exons. Gene Ontology annotation, cellular component: nucleus.